AUGGUUAGCACACAUUCAGCAGUUCAGCAAUUGUUUCCGUUUGAUCCAGAACCUGAGCAAUCUUUAAGGAGGAGACGCGGGGAGCAAAAUUUGCUGUGGGUUCCUUCACUGCAAGGGAUUUUUCUGCAGUCUUUAUAUUCUGAGGACCUGCACAGUACAAAAACAAUGGCUUUUGUUAUUCCAGAGGCUGGUGAUCCUUUGGGUAAUUCUUUAACAGCUCAUGCCACUAACAUACCAGGUUGCAUUACAUAUCCAGCAGUGGAAGAAGGGUCUACAUUCGAAAUCAAGCAUCACAUGUUGAGUAUUCUACCUACAUUUCAUGGGUUAUCAACCGAUGAUCCUAACAUGCACAUUGCAGAAUUUUUAAUGGGAUGCAAGAAUAUUUUGGUGAAAGGAUUCUCAGCUGAAUCUAUUAAGCUUCGUCUAUUUCCUUACACAUUGAAAGAUCAAGCAAGGAGAUGGCUCCUCACACUUCCAUCUGGAAGCAUUAGCACUUGGAACCAACUCAGUGAAAAAUUCUUAAACAAGUAUUAUCCAGCUUCAAAGACUCUCGACAUGAGAACUCAAAUUUUAUCUUUUGCCCAAAAACCAAAUGAAGAGUUUCAUGAGGCGUGGGAACGGUUUAAAGAGUUGAAUAGAAAAUGUCCACAUUCUGGUAUUAGCAGUACGGAUCAAGUGCAUAUAUUUUUCAGAGGGUUAAAUAUGACAACAAAAACUCUUGUCAACGCUUCAUGCGGAGGAUCAUACAAGGAUAAAAAUGCACAAGAGGCUUGUUUAUUAUUUGAAAAAAUGGCAGCAGAUACACAGCAAUGGGCAGUUGAGCAGCCACAAUCAAGGUCUGUUUUUGAGAUAUCUAAUGGUUCUCCAUAUAUGUCGGCACAAAUUGAAAAAAUGGAGAAAAAGCUUGAAAGAUUUGAUGCAAAAUUUGACAUGUUAUUACAAAGAAUUCCAGGUUCACAGGUUGCUGUACAGCAACCUUUACCAGCUGCCUGUAGCAUUUGCAAUCGUCCACGAUAUGACCCGUAUUCAAAUGUUUACAACCCGGGUUGGAGAGAUCAUCCUAAUUUUAAGUGGGACAGAGAUCAGCUUGCAAGGCCACAAUUUCAACAACAGGUACAGCAAACUGCUGCGCCUAAGGCCGCUUGGGAGAUUGCAUUCCAAUUUUCAGAAAGAGCACCAGGUACAUUUCCUAGCCAAACGGAACAUAAUCCAAGGGGAGGCGCAGAUUGUAAGGCAGUUCGAGUUCUACGUUCGGGUAAAAGUUAUGACAAUAGAGGUGAAAUUUGUGUUGGAAAUUCGCAAGCAGCAUCACAGCCACAAACAGAUUCAGGAAAUUUUUCAGAAUCUGAUAUUGUUACAGAUUCUACAGAGUCUAUGGGCAGAUCUGAAAACAGUGCAAAAAUUGCUGCAGAAACUGCAGAACGUGUUUAUGUGCCUCCAAUGCCUUAUCCCGAAAGGUUGAAGCCCAAAGUUAAAGAUCAACAGUUGACAGAUUUUAUGAAGACGUUGGCCAAAGUUCAGAUCAAUCUCCCAUUGAUUGAUGCAAUUAAGAACAUUCCAUCUUAUCCCAAGUUUUUAAAGGAUGUUUGCACAAAGAAAAAGAAGCUCGUGGAUUUUGAAAAAAGACUAGGACACGGAGAAAUCAAGCCUACAUCAGUUAUUCUACAACUGGCGGACCGUUCAGUUGCUUACCCUAGGGGAAUUAUUAAAGACCUCAUUAUUAAAGUGGAUAAUCUCUAUCUUCCUGCAGAUUUUGUGGUUUUGGAUAUGGAUGAAGAGAUGCAAACACCGAUUAUUUUGGGAAGACCAUUUAUGGCAACAGCUAGGACUUUAAUUGAUGUGGAAGCUGGAACAUUAACUUUACGAGUUCAAGACCAAUUUGUGGUUUUUAAUUUGUUUGAAGGAGCAAAACAUCCUGCUGAACAGCAGGAAUGUAUGCACAUUGAUGUGGUAGACAAUAUGGUUCAAGCCAGCUUUCAGGCAAGUUCAAAUACAGAUAAGUUGCUCAGCAAGGGAAAAGCGAAAAAAGCGGAAAUUGCAGUUAAAUGA
Molecule: messenger RNA, 2049 nt
Organism: Prunus armeniaca (apricot)
Lineage: Eukaryota; Viridiplantae; Streptophyta; Magnoliopsida; Rosales; Rosaceae
Source: the annotation of a GenBank genome assembly